Molecule: messenger RNA, 1104 nt
Organism: Aspergillus terreus NIH2624
Lineage: Eukaryota; Fungi; Ascomycota; Eurotiomycetes; Eurotiales; Aspergillaceae
Product: lactonase family protein
Exons: 7
Coding region: 1-1104 (367 amino acids)
Molecular function (GO): 6-phosphogluconolactonase activity; protein binding
Source: RefSeq, a predicted model, not a curated record
AUGCACCUGCACCAUCUUCUCACUGGCUCUUAUACCAACACCUCGCUCUUUCUCCUUGCUUUCGAUACCAUAUCCAGAACCCUGACUCUCAAUUCAACCGUCCCGGGAUACGGCUUGCACCAAUUCGUGACCAGCAAUGCAGCCAAGGAUAGAGUUUACGCGACCACCAUGAGCGAGCCUCCCCGGUUGUUCGCCUGGAGCGUGGAUGAGGACUAUCAGUUCACCCAUCUCGAUACCGUGAAUAUCACGUCCUCGUCGUGCUAUAUCUCGGACAAUAGCCAGUUCACCUUCAGUGUCGGCGGGCCAACUGCCCGGAUUCAUGCCCUCGACCAGGAUGGUAGCAUAGGCGAACAAGUCGACGAGCUCUACCUUAUCCCUGAGGAAGAUGUUGAAAGAGUUGACAAGACUCGGAAUGCUGUUCUGUACGGUGGUCAUGGCUUUGAUGUCAAUGUGAAUGGCAAAGGAUUUGUGCCUCACCUUGGUAUGAACUCCAUUUACAUGUACGAUAUCGGCGCAAAUGGCACGGCUCGGCUGCAAUCCAUCAAUACAAGCCCGACAGAGGGCGACGGUCCGCGCAACUCGUACCCUAGCAAAGAUGGAAGACUUCUCUAUGUGGUAACUGAGCACACUCAAUGGCUCGACGUCUACGAGAUCACCAACACCCAGCUAAAGCAUAAGCAGCGGGCCAGCGCCAUUCCCGACAACGUCCGAGGCGGAUUCACCUUCCGUAGUAAUACUGUCCAGCCCUCCCGCGACGGCAAAUAUCUCUUCACUUCCACCCGCAGCUGGAACAACAGCGAGGCAAAUGGAUACGUUGCGGCGUUCGCGCUGGAUAAGAAGGGCUAUCUCCAGAAAGAAGAGGCUCUCACUUUCUACGAGGCGCCGGUGACCCUGGGCUCUGCGGGCGGACUCCGCGUGGCACCCUGGGUUGACGAGACCAAUUGUGAUCCCAAUGGCCUGACGGAUUAUAUGUAUCUCAGUGAUACGUCCGAGGGAUGGAUGUUUAUCCUGGGCUGGACUCCUUCUAAUCAGACCCUGGGGCUUGUGGCGUCGCUUUUGUACCCGGACAAUGCGGCGCCGUAUGAAGCUACCUGGUUGGAUUAA